Molecule: messenger RNA, 1540 nt
Organism: Pterocles gutturalis (yellow-throated sandgrouse)
Lineage: Eukaryota; Metazoa; Chordata; Aves; Pterocliformes; Pteroclidae
Product: serine/threonine-protein kinase B-raf
Exons: 8
Biological process (GO): protein phosphorylation
Cellular component (GO): plasma membrane; mitochondrion; cytosol
Molecular function (GO): protein kinase activity; ATP binding
Source: RefSeq, a predicted model, not a curated record
GUGAUGUGGCAGUGAAAAUGUUGAAUGUUACGGCACCGACACCUCAACAGUUACAGGCUUUCAAAAAUGAAGUAGGAGUGCUCAGGAAAACACGGCAUGUGAAUAUCCUGCUUUUCAUGGGUUAUUCAACAAAACCACAGUUGGCUAUUGUUACACAGUGGUGUGAGGGGUCCAGCUUAUAUCACCAUCUACACAUCAUUGAGACUAAAUUUGAAAUGAUCAAACUAAUUGAUAUUGCACGACAGACUGCACAAGGCAUGGAUUAUUUGCAUGCCAAGUCAAUCAUCCACAGAGACCUCAAGAGUAAUAAUAUUUUUCUUCAUGAAGACCUCACAGUAAAAAUAGGUGAUUUUGGUCUAGCUACAGUGAAAUCACGAUGGAGCGGAUCCCAUCAGUUUGAACAGUUGUCUGGAUCUAUUCUAUGGAUGGCACCAGAAGUUAUUAGGAUGCAAGAUAAAAACCCAUAUAGCUUUCAGUCGGAUGUGUAUGCGUUUGGGAUUGUUCUUUAUGAAUUGAUGACUGGACAGUUGCCGUACUCAAACAUCAACAACAGGGACCAGAUAAUUUUUAUGGUGGGACGAGGAUACCUAUCUCCAGACCUCAGCAAAGUACGGAGCAACUGCCCAAAAGCUAUGAAGAGACUAAUGGCAGAAUGCUUAAAAAAGAAAAGAGAUGAGAGACCCCUUUUUCCACAGAUUCUUGCCUCCAUUGAGCUUCUGGCCCGGUCAUUGCCAAAAAUUCACCGCAGUGCAUCUGAGCCCUCACUAAACCGGGCUGGCUUCCAGACAGAGGAUUUCAGUCUAUAUGCUUGUGCUUCUCCAAAAACACCCAUCCAAGCAGGGGGAUACGGAGAAUUUGCAGCGUUCAAGUAGCCACAGCACCAUGGCAGCACCCACUCUGUUAUUUAAGUCUUGUGUUCCUACAGUUUCUUAACAUCAAAACUCUAUUCUGCUCCACAAAACCUAAAGUAAUUUAGAAAAGAUAUCCAUAAGCUUACAAGUGGAGCAGAAUGGAACUGCCAGUCCAACACAAUGGGAAAAAAGUACCUUUUUGGGAACCAGAAUCCUCUGCUGCCAGUGUUUCUCCUUCAACACAAACCACCACGUGCAUUCGGAGACCCGCAGUGGCUGCCUGUGCCGUUGGCAUCAUUCCCAGGAGAGAGGAGAGGGCGCUCGUGGCUUGACUGUGGUGCUCGGGCAUGAGGGGAUGGAACUGCUGCUGCAACUUAGGAGACUUGCUUUGGAUGGUCUGCCAGUCGGCUUUCUCCCUCUAACAACGUACCAUCAGAGGCUGAAUAUCUGAUGAGUGCUAAUUUAAAAGAAUCCUCCUCCAUUCUGAUCUUUUUUUUUCUCUUGGUGUACUCACUGAUUUAUGGACAAUGCAGUAUCCCCUUUUCACUGUAUUACAGUGUCAAACACCUAGAUCUGUCUAUGUUAUUGGAGUUUAUUCCACUAAAAUUGAAAGUGUGGGGUGAUGGGAGCUGGAGAAGAUGUUACUCUAAGGCAGAGAGGUUAAUCUGAAGGAAAAGGGGAUGCUGCUG